UGCGCGGGAACGCGUGCGCGGGGCGUGGGAUGAGUUCAGCCUCCUGGCUCCAUUCCCUGGAUCCCAUCCCUGGAAAUGUCACUGGAAACUCUGAAUGGGCCGGCCCCGCUCCAGAGCGGGGAGCGCUGGGGGGGGCAGCGCACCCCGGGGGGGGGGCCAGGGCACACGGGGACCCAGCGCCGGGCAGGACGGUGCCUCCCGACCCUCCCGGGGGAUGCUCCUGGGGGGCUCUCCCCGCCAGCCCCCCACGAGGCGCUGAGGCCCCCGCUCCUUCUCCCGGCGAAGUUCGGGCCGUGGAUUUUUCCUCCCUGCCGCUCGCAGCUCCGUCCCGCUCAGCCCGGGGCUGCUCCCCAAAACCCCGCUGCUUCCCGGGGGCCCCCGUUGGCACCGCCCAGGAGGGCACGGGCAGCCCCCGGGCACCAUCCCCGCCCUCCCCGGCCAUGGAGGGCCGGCUCCUGCCCCCUGACCCCAGCCCGGCUCUGCGUGUGGAGGACGUUCCCCGCCUCCACCCACCUCUGCAGCUGUCCCCGCAGCACACGGAGACACGGGUGCCCGUCAUCCGCCACCGCGGCUCCAACACCCUCAACUUCCACUUCCAUGACCCGGAGAGCCGCAGCACCGCCGAGAACAGCCAGGGAGCUCCCAAGAGCUCAGUGAAUGAGUGGUACCAGACCUGGCCAGCCAAGGAGGCGAAAGCCCCCAGCACCCAGGUGCCCACCCACCCCACACCCAGCCCCAGGGCUGCCCCCACGUGCCCACGGCCCCCGGGCUGGUCGGCAACCUGGACCAAGGACAGCAAGCGGCGGGAGAGGCGCUGGGUGAAGUACGAUGGCAUCGGGCCCGUGGACGAGACGGGGAUGCCCCUCGCCUCACGCUCGAGCGUCGACAGCCCCCGAGACUGGUACCGCAGCAUGUUCCGGCAGAUCCACCGCAAGCUGCCAGAGCCCGACUGGGACACCCAUUCUUGCCCCACCACGGCGCCUUCAUCGCCCCCCAAGCCGCGGAGGAGGGGCUCGGCCCCAGCUGAGCCCCCCGGAAUGCCCAACGGGAUGGACUGGACCCGCUGGGGUGCCACCGGUGCCACCGCCGAGCCUGGCAGCAUUUUUGACUACGAACCAGGGCAGUUCUCUCCGCGGGAGCAGACCCCGGCAGCAGCACGGCCGAAGCGGGCUCAGUCCAUCGAGGUGCUGCUGGAGCAGGAGCUGGAGCAGCUCAGCGAGGAGCUGGACAAGGACAUGAGGGACAUGGAGACGCGCCGGACCCCCCGCCAGAGCCCGGCGGCUGCUCCCACCGCUCGCUCCCCUGCUCCGGCCUCCCCGGCUGCUCGGAGCCCCCUGUCCCCCCACCGGCUGUGGAGCGCCCCUGUCACCCACCACUCACCUGCCACCCCCAGCAUGGAGCGGGGUGGGCUGGGGCUGGCCAGCGACCGGAGCCCUGGCAGAGACACCCUCAGGCCAGGGACCCUCCCCAGCUUGUCCGACCUGGGGGACCCUGUGGAGGCCGUCAAGAGGGAAGAGAAGAAGAUGAAAGCUGCUCGCCUCAAGUUCAACUUCCAAGCUGAGUCUCCCAAGGAGCUGACGCUGCAGAAGGGGGACAUCGUCUACAUCCACAAGGAGGUGGACAGGAACUGGCUGGAGGGGGAGCACCACGGCCGCGUGGGCAUCUUCCCCUCCAACUACGUGGAGAUCCUGCCCCCCACGGAGGUGCCCAAGCCCAUCAAGGCUCCCACGCUCCAGGUGCUGGAAUACGGCGAGGCGCUGGCGCUCUACAACUUCCGAGGGGAUCUGCACGUGGAGCUCUCCUUUCGCAAGGGCGAGCGGAUCUGCCUGGUGCGGCGGGUGAACGAGAACUGGUACGAGGGGCGGAUCUCGGGCACCAGCCGCCAAGGCAUCUUCCCCGCCACCUACGUCCAGGUGCUGAAGGAGCCGCGGGUCAAAACCACGGCCGAGGACAUGCCCUCCUCUCCCGCCCCCGCCAGCCCCCGGCCCGCGGCCGGAUCCCCGUCCCUGCAGCGCUCGCCCGGCCCCCGCAUCCCCCAGGCUCCCUCCGGCUCCCCCCGGGAAGCGAAGUGGGAUUCUGGGGUGACGGGCGGGCGCCCGUCCUCUCCGCGCCACCUCGGUGCCACGUUCCCCCCCUCCCCAAAGCUGCCCCACGCUGGCACCCCCAGCCCCUUGGUGGCCUCUGCCAGCCCCCCACACCCUGCGGCCGCCCACCCCCAGGAGCCCUGGCGUCCCGCCUGGACCCCCGAGCAGCGCCCGACCCCGGCGGCACAAACCAGCGCCCGCCCCGAGCCCGCCCCGUCCUACAACGGCUCCGAAAUCCGGUGGACUCCGUACCGGGCACUCUACCAGUACCGGCCCCAAAACGCCGACGAGCUGGAGCUGCUGGAAGGGGACCGGGUGGAUGUCAUGCAGCAAUGCGACGACGGCUGGUUCGUGGGAGUGUCCAGGAGGACGCAGAAAUUCGGCACUUUCCCCGGGAAUUACGUGGCGCCGGUGUGACCCGCGGCCAUGGGGACCCCGGGGGAGGAGUGGGGCCGGGGGCUUCCCCUGUCCCGCCUCGGGCACGCGGUGUCCCCGCCGUGUCCCCCCACGGGGAUGAAGUGCCUCCAGCUCCCUCCCGCCCCUAUGGGGCUGCUUCUAACAGGGACAAAUCCCCCCAGCGCGGGGUGUCUCCCCCGCCCCGGUGCCUUAACCCGCCCCCUCCUCACCGCUGCCCGCUGCCACCGCCCCGGGGGUCUGGCCGGUGCCGGGCCUGACCAUGACGGCCGUGCCCCGCGAUGUGGGUCCGUGUCCGGGAGUCGCCUUCGCUUCUUUUCCGUCAUUAAAGCUCAGCUCAGCCCGA
Messenger RNA from Vidua chalybeata, 2844 nucleotides. RefSeq names its product sorbin and SH3 domain containing 3 (gene SORBS3). NCBI's taxonomy places the organism in Eukaryota, Metazoa, Chordata, Aves, Passeriformes, Viduidae. Gene Ontology annotation, molecular function: protein binding. The record is from RefSeq and is a predicted model, not a curated record.